AUGACACAAAAUAUGACUUCUGUCGAGAACAAUCGCUUUGUGAGUGGUGAUGUAUCAGAACUUCAACAAGUCAAUCGUAGUCCAAUAUACGGUUACCAACAUUUACCCAUUAUGACUUUAGAACAAGCUGUAAAAGAACUUGUUCCAUUAGUUUCUGGUCUUCCCAAUUAUGUUGCUCUAGCUAAACAAAAUUGUAAUCGAAAUUCAUCUCUAUUAACAUGGGAUGAAUCAGCAGCAAUUUAUCUUUAUUCAAUGCAAACACGUUUCUUUCCUAUGCUCAACAAAGCGCUUCGGGAUGAAAAACGACAUUUACUGAAGCCAUGGUUCGCCUUCUUAAAAUUGUUUCUUACUGCUCUUGAAAAAUUACCAUCGUUUAAUGACACUGCUUGGCGAGGAGUUUCGGGUGAUAUCGAUUCCGACUUUGCGAACAAUAGCGUAAAAACUUGGUGGAGUGUGAAUUCUUGUUCAAAAGCUCUCGAUGUUAUUGAAAUUUUUGUUGGAGGAAAAGGAGUUAUCUUUGCCAUCCAAGUGAUGCAUGGAAAAGACAUUUCUGAGUAUUCGGCAAUGCAAGGCGAACAAGAAGUCAUCAUUAUGCCUGGAGCUCGUUUACGUGUAAAGAGCAAUCCUCUCAACUUUAACAACUGUCUCCUGAUCGUUCAUUUGGAAGAAGAAUCAUUAUCCGAUCAAAAUAAACAAUGGUGA
Rotaria sp. Silwood1 is the source of this 702-nucleotide messenger RNA. Lineage: Eukaryota; Metazoa; Rotifera; Eurotatoria; Philodinida; Philodinidae. The record is from the annotation of a GenBank genome assembly.